Molecule: messenger RNA, 1173 nt
Organism: Erpetoichthys calabaricus (reedfish)
Lineage: Eukaryota; Metazoa; Chordata; Cladistia; Polypteriformes; Polypteridae
Gene: nol12
Product: nucleolar protein 12
Exons: 6
Coding region: 112-792 (226 amino acids)
Cellular component (GO): nucleolus
Molecular function (GO): RNA binding
Source: RefSeq, a predicted model, not a curated record
UGGGACGCGGCGGAAGUUGAAUAGCUAGCUUCACAGUGCUGCUGAGUGCCUACUCCCUCGUUCAACUGAUCCGAAAGCGUGGAAAUUAGUCCAGGAGGUUGAAGAAAAAAAAUGGGCAAAAUUAAACAGAAGAAUGGACAUAAACCACGGAAGAAGAAAAUGGAAAUCACUUUCAACGAUGCCGAUCGCCAGGAGUAUCUAACUGGUUUUCACAAGCGCAAGGUGGAGAGGCGCAAGGCAGCCAUCGAGGAGAUCAAACAAAAACUGAAGGAGGAACAUAAGAAGAUGAAAGAAGAGCGGUGCAAGGAAUACAUGAAAAUGCUGAAGGAAAGAACAGAGGCUCUUGAGGAGGCAAGUGAAUUAGACCAGCUUGUUACAGCAACAACCGAAUCUGUACAGUAUGACCAUCCUAACCACACAGUGACUGUAACAACUGUUAGUGAUCUUGACCUUACUGGACCAAACUGGUUCACACUGGGAGCCAAUGAGACUGAACAGGACAAAGAAGAAGACAAAGAAGAAAAAGGAAAAGAUAAAGAAGACUGGAAACCAUCCAGUACAGUGCCUAAGAAAGCUGGAGAUCCUCUCCUUUCCAAGAAGAUCUCAUCACUAAUGGCCUCUCUGCACGCCCGCACAAAGAAGAAAAAGAAGGGGAAAUCCAACUUGAAAGUGAGGACUGGGAAAUCGGCACCAUCUGACAUGUCCAAAAGUUCACAGAGACACCGGAGUGGUAAGUCGAGCAAAGCCCAGCGCCGCAAGAGAACUGGACGUAAUCGACAACAGUGUGACUAAAUGUCUGUCUUAAUAUGGACUUAAAACACAAUGAAGCCAACUGCCAUAAGUUGGGCCACUACAUUUUAGAAUCGUGGACAAGCUAGAUUGAGGAAGUGGUUACCGGUGGUCUGACUUAAAUGGCCUUUGGGUUACCUGGGUUUCCUGUGUCUUCAUUGAAGACUAAUAUUAAAUCAACUGUAGAGACUGGCGACUGAAAAUGAGCACCCAAAUGCUCCGUUAUGUGAUUCAUAGUGGCAGAUGUGGGUAAGACCUGGAAUACAAAUGGAUUGUUUGUGCAGAAUUUCUUUUAUGAUGGAAAAACUCCACUGUGUUUUCUAUAUAUGUCUGCUGUAUAUCUUUUUAUUGUAAUAAAGUAUGAGAAGGAAUUUGUACACACAA